Messenger RNA from Eucalyptus grandis, 1248 nucleotides. Its product is annotated as disease resistance protein RPV1-like. The transcript has 2 exons. The coding region runs from base 1 to 1248 and encodes 415 amino acids. The record is from RefSeq and is a predicted model, not a curated record. NCBI's taxonomy places the organism in Eukaryota, Viridiplantae, Streptophyta, Magnoliopsida, Myrtales, Myrtaceae. Gene Ontology annotation, molecular function: ADP binding. Gene Ontology annotation, biological process: defense response; signal transduction.
AUGUCGUCGUUGUCGUCUUCUUCUUCUUCCUCCUCUCCCGAAGCAAAAUGGCCGUUCGACGUUUUCAUUAACUUCAGAGGCGAGGACGUCCGCUACGGCUUCGUCGCUGACCUCCACAGGUGUCUGCUUCAUGGCGGCAUCAACGCCUACGUCGACAGCGAGGACUUGAGGCGCGGGGACGAGAUCUCGCCCGCCCUCAUGAAGGCCAUCAAGGAGUCGCGGAUCGCCGUGCUCGUCUUCUCCGAGGACUACGCUUCGUCUAGGUGGUGCUUGGACGAGCUGGUCAAGGUAAUGCAGUGUAAGAGGCUCAAGGGACUGCGGGUGCUGCCCGUGUUCUACAAAGUCGAGCCCGGGGUGAUUCGAUCGCAGAGAGGGCGUUAUGGCGAUACAUUGGCCAGGCACGAGGAGAACUUGAGGCAGGAUCCUGAGAGGGUGCAUAAUUGGAGGAAAGCCCUAAUUGAAGCUGCCAAUUUGUCCGGUUGGCAUUAUGCCGAUGAACAAUCACAAGAUGAUACCAAGUUCAUCGAGAGCAUCGUCAAAGAGAUCUCGGCUAUAGUAGGGCGUGUACCCUUGAGUGUUGCCAAGUAUCCCGUUGGUGUAGGUUGCCGGGUAGAAAAAGUAAUGUCGUUGUUGAGUAUGGGCUCGGAUGAUGUUCGGAUGAUAGGAAUAUGGGGAACUAGAGGUGUAGGGAAGACCACUAUUGCUAAAGCUGUUUAUAACAGUACUACUGAUCUGUUUGAUGGGUGCAGCUUUCUUGCAAAUGUUAGAGAAACUUCCAGUAGACCUGACGGCCUAGUUCAUUUGCAGAAAACGCUGCUAUCCCAUAUAUUUUGGAAAGAACAUUUAGUGGUCUUAAGUGAGGAUGGAGUCACCAAUCUGAUACGAGAUAAACUUCGCUGCAUGAAGAUUUUGCUUGUGCUUGAUGAUGUGGAUGAUGGGGAACAGUUAAAUGCAUUAGCUGGAGAAUGUGAAUGUUUUGGAAAAGGGAGCAGGAUCAUCGUUACGACAAGAGAUAAACAUGUACUAACUUCUCACGGGAUAGAUCAAGUAUAUGAAGUUGAACCAUUAGAUCAAGUUGAAGCUUUUGAACUUCUGCGUUUAACCGCUUUUCCAGGAAACCAAACCAAAGACGUAGACAGGGAUCUCAUAUAUGAUAUUUUGGGCUAUGCUAAUGGCCUUCCCUUAGCAAUUUUGGUCUUGGGUCCCCUUUUACGUGGUAGAAGCAGAGAAGAAUGGAGAGUACAUUGA